AUGAUAGUUCUUGCUUCAUCAUCAACACCGCCACCACAAGCUGAUACCCACCCCCAAUGCCUUGAUCACCAGAGAUCUGCUUUGUCUCUACUGCACCAUAACCUUAUGAUUAUGGGCGAUUAUUCUCCAGACGAUGAGUUGCAGGACUGGGACCUGAAAACAGAUUGUUGCUCUUGGGAUGGGGUUGCAUGUAAUGGUGAUGGUCUUGUGACUGAACUUGAUUUGAGUCCGCCUGUUUCAGCAACGCUUAAACUUGAAAACCCAGUCCUUGAAAUGACCUCUCAGCACAAAGUAGCAGCUGGUGUGAAGCCAUCUCUCAUUUACUUCCCAACCUUAGAGUCUUGA
This is a messenger RNA of Dovyalis caffra, 345 nucleotides long. The record is from the annotation of a GenBank genome assembly. NCBI's taxonomy places the organism in Eukaryota, Viridiplantae, Streptophyta, Magnoliopsida, Malpighiales, Salicaceae.